Molecule: messenger RNA, 2334 nt
Organism: Lodderomyces orthopsilosis Co 90-125
Lineage: Eukaryota; Fungi; Ascomycota; Pichiomycetes; Serinales; Debaryomycetaceae
Exons: 1
Coding region: 1-2334 (777 amino acids)
Biological process (GO): retrograde vesicle-mediated transport, Golgi to endoplasmic reticulum
Source: RefSeq, a predicted model, not a curated record
AUGACUUCAUUGGAUCCACAACAGGAUGCUCAAUUAUAUGUGUCUACAGUGAAACUGUUUGUAUCUGCUAAUGAAACUCAAUUGGCUAAUCAAAUCAAAGCUGUCCAAUCAGCCACGUUAAAUAGCAAGCCAUAUUACAAUACCACACAUAAUUUAUUGAAUGUCUUGCUAGUCAGCACGUAUCCCGGAACUAUACAAUAUUCAUCCAUCUACAACCUUGCCGAACUUAUUUUAAAUGAACCUGAACCUACCGAAGAUAUUUCCAUGCAAGACUCCUUUACCAUACCGAAUGAAAGAUCCCUUAUAUCUACAGCCAACGAUUUAUUACAUGAUAUAAACUCAACAGCUCAGACCCUAGGAUUCAACUACAAUAGCUCAUCAUCCAAAACGGAAACCUUGCUACAUUUAUUGCAAGCAAAAACGUUACACUUGAGUCAGUUUCACAAUUCAGUGGAGGAGAUCAAUGAUCUUUUUGAGAAUGCCCACUUUGAUGAGCUUCGCCAAUGGCACAAGGGAGUGCUAAGACCAUAUAGCCAUUAUUGGAUCCAUUAUGGUAUGGUUUAUCAAUCCAAUUGUGCAUCGCUUCGAGAGUACCUCUUAGCUAGAGAUCUAAAUGCCAAAUUUGACAUUCUUAUUGCUCCCUUGAGUUCUAACGAAAUUAGAGGAACCGAGUCGUGGUUCAAGUCGACAAUAUUACCCCUCUUGGAAUAUUUUGAUUUUGAUUUGACUAUUUUACAGAAUUGGAUGUUUCAUGAACAUCAUAAAGGGUCAGUGUUUAGAAAGUACGAACUUUGGCAUGAGACAAUAAAGUUGAUAACUGGAAAAGUGGAAGCAUCAAAUUUGGAUGGCAUUAUCAAAGAGUAUCUUGCAUCAAUCUACUACUAUGCUCUCAACGGUGAGUCUUCAACUCUCUCUUCAAUUGAAUUGACCAAAAUCUACGACAUCGUCAUUGAAACAUUGUCUUAUUUUCAAAAGCAAGACUUUCCACCACCAACGCUUAAUCUCAAGGAAACUCCGCAUUUUGAAAACUUUGACGCUUUUUUACAAGAUAGUAACCCCUUAUCACCAUUGUUUGACUCAAGCCAAACACAUUUUUUAAUUCAAGCAUUGAAAAUUUGUCAAAGAUUAUACCCUUUGAAUAAGCUUACAUUGAAAAAAUACCUUGAGUAUAAGUUCAAAGUUGGUACAGUGGACUUUCAAAAAGAGAUUGCUAUUAUCACGUCAAGUAUAUCUAGUUCUAAUUGGGAACAAUUGAUUCGUUUGGUGCGUAUAUUCCAGGACGAAUUUAUAACCGCCGAUCAAAAGUCUGUUGUUGAUUCAGUGCUCUUGGAACGCCUCUUGGCUGCAAACUUGUAUCAAGUUGUUGACACUCUUUUUGAUGAUGACUACUUCCAAUUAAGUGAUCAAAAGAUGUACGAUUUGGUGGUAGAGACAUUUUGGGAUAGACUAAAUCAAGCGACAAACUUUAAUGAAAGCAUUGGGUCAUUAAAUCAUGCCAAGCAACUUUUUAAGUUUCUUGAAAAGCUAUCAUGUUCCGAUGGAUUGAACGAAAAGAGUCAUAAAGACAUCAUUCGUUUUAAGCAUCUUUUCCGGGCCAUAAAUUCCAUAAAAAACUUUAAAUUGGUUUAUGAUAAGAGGAAACCAUUUACACCAAAGGAUUUGCUUCAGUUUUCAACUGAUGGGAACCAAGGGUAUGAACAAAAGUGUAUACAAUUGGCAAUGAUGAUACUUGAGCAUAAUCCUAAAUCAUACCUUGCAUUUGAUAAAUUGUUUCGAAUUUUGAACGACUUGUUAUUAUAUUUCAAUGAAGAUGAUUUAGAACAAUUCGACGCAAAUGGAUGCUUCAAUAGGUUGAAAAGUGCUUGUAUCGAAAGUGCCCUCAUUGAUAACAACUUCCAAUACGCAUACAAACAAAGCAUGGAGUUAAUUGAUCAUUUUGCAAAGUCUCCUAGUAUUGACGAAUUUUGGCUCACUUUUUACCAAGUGGGGAAGUACGUAUCACCAAAUUGGGUUGAUGAUGAUACUGAAGCUAGCCGGUUGGAAACGAUGAUCAAGCAAAGGGAAAUUUUGUCGCAAACAUUACAAAAGAUAGAUUGUGAUGGUCAUGUAAAAAUAAUUUUGAAUCAAUGGAAUAGACUUAAUGAGAAAAUUGAGAAAGACUAUCUGAAUAUUGAUAAACUUAAAUUUGCUGGUUUCGAGAGCAAGAGUGAUUCCAGGGAACCGGAAAUUAGUCAGGUUGAGCUCAACAUGGCUAGACUUCCUGACAAGGCUGGUGAAAAGAUUUCUAAUUUGUUUGUGUCUGGAUUGGGAUGGGCAAUCGGUGCCAAUAAAUAG